AAAGCGAUUCGAAGAUGUUUUUGAUGGUGGAGAUUAUCGACCCCUGCACCAUCCUCCGGGUGAGGGAUUGGAUAAAUAUGUGGACGUGCGAAGAUUCGUCAGUCCACACAAUUUUGGAUUAUUUUAAAUUUCGAGGCAGCAAGAUGAAGAAAGGCCUAUUGAAGCAGUUAGAACCCUCGACCGGUGCAUUCGAAGGUUUGGACAUUUUUGAAAAUAACAUCAAGUCUGCUUAUAGACAAGCUGUGAUGAAGGUAAGACCAACCUGUCAAACGGCCUGUUAUAUGUAUGAGCUGUUUAACGACGGAGUUAUACUGAGAAAUACGAAGAAUCAUCGGCCUGUAAUAUGUAUGAGCUGUUUAACGACGGAGUUAUACUGAGAAAUACGAAGAAUCAUCGUCUUAAUUUUUAAUAAAUAGUAACAAGUUUAAUAGUUUCUUA
Centruroides sculpturatus (bark scorpion) is the source of this 438-nucleotide messenger RNA. RefSeq lists its product as uncharacterized. The coding region runs from base 15 to 377 and encodes 120 amino acids. The record is from RefSeq and is a predicted model, not a curated record. NCBI's taxonomy places the organism in Eukaryota, Metazoa, Arthropoda, Arachnida, Scorpiones, Buthidae. The transcript has 2 exons.